AAACUUUACAAUCCUUUCGGCUGAUAAGCAUUUGCGUCCAAGUUGGACGCUGCUGGAUCCGAGCUUGAAGAUUCAUAAAAUAUUCCCCCAAUUGGCCAUUGGCCAUCGCAAUUGGCGAUUUGGGUUUCUUUCGUCGCCUUCAUCCCCCCUUGACCGAAAAGGGAAUUCAGAAUUCAUGCCAUAUUAACAUCUGGUUGAAAAUUUUACUUGCCAUCGUUGCAGAGAAGUGAGAGAGACGAUUCUUCUUCUUCUUCUUCUUCUUCUUCUUCUUCUUUCCGUUUCGAAUUGUGAUAUAGAGAGAGGAGAGAGAGAAGAGAGAGAGAGAGAGAGAGCAUAUGUGACAUGAUAAAUGACAUGAGCUGGUUUGAGAAGCUGCGUUGUAGUUGUUCUUCUUCAAAUCUCAGCCGCAUAAUUGCAGGCCUUCUAAUAUUCAUUCUUUGUCAUUCUUUCCAAUUAGUCUCCAAGAUUCCUAUACACCCUGAAAAUUGAAACCCACAAUUCCAAAUUCCAAAUUUUGUUCGAAUUAAUCAUUCAAUUGAAAAAUUCAAUUCAAUUCAAUUCUUUUCGUUUCCCAAUUUUCUUUUCAAUUCCAAUGGACCCGAAGGAUCCAUUCUCUGCUGUAUUAUUUGAUGGCUCUGUUUCGUCUCACAUUGAGAGGCAACAGAAUGCAUGCCCUUCUGUUAUUGUUAUUGGUGGUGGGAUAUCAGGGAUUGCUGCUGCACGUAUUCUCCAUGAUGCAUCUUUUAAGGUGCUUUUGCUCGAAUCACGGGACAGACUUGGUGGCCGGAUUCAUACGGACUACUCAUUUGGUUGUCCAGUCGAUAUGGGAGCAUCAUGGCUACAUGGUGUUUGCAACGAGAAUCCUUUGGCUCCACUGAUACGCCGCCUAGGACUUACUCUAUACCGUACGAGUGGCGAUGACUCUGUGUUGUAUGACCACGAUUUGGAAAGCUUUGCUCUUUUUGAUACGGAUGGCCACCAAGUUCCUCAAAAGAUGGUAGUUGAAGUUGGUGAUACUUUCAAGAAAAUUCUCAGAGAGACUGAGAAAGUAAGGAAUGAGCAUACCGAUGACAUGUCCGUUUCUCAAGCAAUUUCUGUUGUGAUGGAUAGGCAUCCUGAAUUAAGACAAAACGGACUUGCUCACGAAGUGUUACAAUGGUACAUAUGUCGAAUGGAAGCCUGGUUUGCCGCAGAUGCAGAUGUAAUAUCACUAAAAAACUGGGAUCAGGAGCAUGUUCUAUCCGGUGGUCAUGGACUUAUGGUGCAAGGGUAUGACCCAAUAAUAAAGGCUCUUGCAAAAGAUAUUGAUGUACGCUUGAAUCACAGGGUGACAAAGUUAUUAAAUGGGUCUAACAAGGUGAUGGUCACAAUUGAGGACGGAAGAAACUUCAUUGCAGAUGCUGCUAUAAUAACAGUACCCCAUGGGAUUCUUAAAGCCAAGUUGAUUGAGUUCGUACCCCAGUUGCCUGAGUGGAAGGUUGCUGCAAUUUCUGAUCUCGGUGUGGGCAAUGAAAACAAAGUUGCCCUACGGUUUGAGAAAAUUUUCUGGCCAAAUGUAGAGCUCUUGGGCAUUGUUGCACCAAAUUCUUAUGCAUGUGGUUAUUUUCUCAAUCUUCACAAGGCCACAGGCCAUCCGGUCCUCGUCUACAUGGCUGCUGGAAGAUUUGCAUAUGACCUUGAAAAACUAACUGACGAUGCUGCUGUUAAUUUUGUGAUGUUGCAGCUUAAGAAGAUGUUACCUGAUGCCACCGAGCCAGUUCAAUAUCUGUUAUCACGAUGGGGAACGGACCUGAAUUCUCUUGGAUGUUACGCGUUGGAUUUGGUUGGAAAGCCAGGAGAUAUAUAUGAGAGGCUUCGGGCACCUUUGGGUAAUCUCUUUUUCGGUGGGGAAGCUGUUAGCAUGGACCACCAAGGAUCUGUACACGGAGCUUACUCCGCAGGAGUUAUGGCUGCUGAGAACUGUCAGCAGCAUCUGUUGAAGAAACUCGGUAAUUUGGAGAGCCCUCAGCAUGCUUACCUUAUGGAGGAAGUGCUUGAAGCAGCAACAGUUCCCCUCCAAAUCUCAAGGAUGUGAACCAUUUUCUGAUACUUCAGACAUGAAAGAUGGGAUUUACAAUUUCAAAGUUGUUGAUCUAAUUUAAUCUUUUGGAUUUAUCAAGGAAAACCCGAAGACCCGACCUCUGCCUCUACCUUUUCUCCUCUCUCUUGAACUUUUGUUUCAUCACCUCACGCCUCAGUGCUGCUUCCCUCUUAACAAAUGCAUGCAUGUCGAGUUCGACCUCCCAUGGAAGUGCGAGAACGAACGGUACAUUAGUAUAAAGUCAUAAACGAAUGGUACAUUAGUAUAAAGUUGUUGAUAUAACUUGAACGAUACAGUUGUUGAUAUGACGUCAAUAUUCGAUAUCAAUAUCGUUAUUCACAUCGUUCGCAUUAUUGCGGGUACUCUAGUUGGGCGUUAUGACCGUUUGUAAUAUAAUACCAACUUUAACCAUGACACACUAGUUUGAAGCCCUGGUUUACGGCUGUUGAGCGAUUAGCAUACCAAAUUCUUUGGUAGGCCUAUAUAUCGUAGUUUUUGCAGUUGAACUAUGUAUAAAGAAAGAAGUAGAUUAAAUUUAAAAGGGCUUGGAGAUUUUAGCCUGUGAA
Molecule: messenger RNA, 2646 nt
Organism: Malus domestica (apple)
Lineage: Eukaryota; Viridiplantae; Streptophyta; Magnoliopsida; Rosales; Rosaceae
Product: probable polyamine oxidase 4
Biological process (GO): polyamine catabolic process
Cellular component (GO): peroxisome
Molecular function (GO): polyamine oxidase activity
Source: RefSeq, a predicted model, not a curated record